Molecule: messenger RNA, 3667 nt
Organism: Mauremys reevesii (Reeves's turtle)
Lineage: Eukaryota; Metazoa; Chordata; Testudines; Geoemydidae
Gene: CCDC40
Product: coiled-coil domain containing 40
Exons: 21
Coding region: 27-3590 (1187 amino acids)
Biological process (GO): epithelial cilium movement involved in determination of left/right asymmetry; axoneme assembly; heart looping
Cellular component (GO): cilium; cytoplasm
Source: RefSeq, a predicted model, not a curated record
UCCCCCUCCCCCGUGGUACCUCCCGGAUGUUGAUGGUGUCGCCUGGCAACGGGAAGAUGGAGCCGGUGGAGCCGGGCAGCGGCCCUGAAUCAGGUGCUGGACAAAUUUCAGAAGAGGAGGAGGAGCUGCAUCCAGAAGGCAAUGGGGUGGUGCAACCAGAGAGUAGCCGUACCAGAAAGGAAGAGGCAGAUGGUGAUUCAGCAGAGGAGCCAGGAAUGGAACCCAGCCCAGCAGAGCACAAUGCACCUGAGUCCUCAGAGCUUCUGGCAGUAGAGGGAAUGCAGCCAGAGAACAGUGAUGACAAGGAAGAGGGAGAGGCUGUGCCUACAGAGGACCCAGGAGAGAGACUCAUCCCAAAAGAGAAAGAGAUCUCAGGGACCACGGAGCAGGAGGUCAUGGGGGCCACGGAGCAGGAGGUCAUGGGGGCCACGGAGCAGGAGAUGUCGGGGGCCACGGAGCAGGAGAUGUCGGGGGCCAAGGAGCAGGAGGUCAUGGGGGCCACGGAGCAGGAGGUCUCAGGAACCACAGAGCAGGAGGUUGCGGGGGCCACGGAGCAGGAGGUUGCGGGGGCCACGGAGAAGGAAGUCACGGGGGCCAUGGAGAAGGAGGUUGCAGGGGCCAUGGAGCAGGUGGUCUCUGAGGUCACCUUUGGAGAGGAAAAAUCCGAAGAGGUUUCCUCAGACCAAGUGGAAGUGGAUAAUCUUCCUCCCAAACUGCCUGACAUGGAGCAGCCAGUGGUAGACAGCUGGACCAGAUCCCGCACGUCCUCAGGAGCUAGCACCCAGAGGUCUGCAUUAUCAGUGCACAUGGAGAUUCAUGCUGAGUCAGGUGACAUUGGGGUAGGCAUCUCCUCUCCGUAUUCAGACUCUGUGUUUCAGCAGUUUAACCAGCACCUCAGCAGGCUUGGCAGUGAGGAAGAGAAUGAAAGUCUACAUUAUGCAGAUGAGCAAGCUGAAAUAGAGGGCAGUGAGGAAACAGAGGAGGAAACACAGCUGAUUGUCUUGGACCCGGAACAUCCCCUGAUGAGAAGAUUCCAAGCUGCCUUAAAGCAUUACCUUAGUAAACAGAUGGAAAAAGUGACCAUGGAGCUUCGGGAGCUGACGGUGGCCACAAAACAGGGUAAGAUGCAGAGGGAGGAGCUGGGAAUGGUCCUUUAUGGGGUCCAGCAGCAGCUGGCCCGGCUGCAGAUGGAACUGGAGAAGAACCAGGACCGAUAUUCUCAGAUAGCCAUGGUGCGUCGGCAGCUCGAGGAGGAGCUGCAGGACAUCAGACAUUUGUACAAGAAAACAUGUCAGAGCACUGAAGAUGAACGCAAGAAAGUUUCUGUAAUGCAGACCGAGGUGGAAAACCUGGCCCUGCGUCUGUUCUAUAUGCAGAACAUGGACCAGGAUGUGCGCGACGACAUCUGUGUGAUGAAACGGGCAGUGAAGAAGGCUGAGGCAGACAGGAACCAGGCUGAGGUGGAGAAGAAAAAACAGGAUCUGCUUGUAGACCGCUUAACAAGGAAGUUCAAUGAACUGCAGGAGCAGAUUGGUCUGUAUGAAGCUCAAUUUAUUGCCCAGGCUGAAGACACAAAAAUAACACGAAAAGCAGUGAGUGAGGCUUGUAUGGAGAUACAAACUAUUAACAUGGAGAAGAAGCAACUGAUGCAUCAGUGGGAUAGCAGUUUGACUGGGAUGAAGCGACGAGAUGAAGCCUACUCUGCCAUGCAGGAGGCACUAAGGCAGUCCAAGCACCAGCUCAAGUCCUUAGAGACAGAGAUCCAAGUCUACAAGAAGUCAGUGACGAAGGAGGAAGAACGGAACGAGCUGCUUGCCAGCAUCUUGAACCGCUCGGAGAAUGAUGGCAACAUGAGCAAGAAGCUGAUUGCCCAGUGCACGGCCAAACAGGAUGCCCUGAAAGUUGAAUACAGCACCUACACCCGCACGCUGCAUGAGACAGAGCAAGCCCUCAGCAGGGCCAACUUGGACCGAGCUGCUCGGAUGAAUGAGCUGCAAGCCACCAGUAAGGAAAUAGAGAAAGAGACUGAAGCCAGACAGGAGUUGGAGAAUCAGAUCAUGGCAAAGCUGCAGGAUCAGCUGAUGUCCAGCAAAGCAGCAAAAUAUUUUUCGCAACUGGCUGCUAAACUUCAUAAGAGAAAGCUGGAUCUGGAGCUGCAUUUUUCCAAAGUUGAGAAUGACACAGCCCAGGUCAUUCUGGACACAACUCACACCAACUGCAGGCUCGCUAUGCUCCAAAAGACAUUCUCCGAGCUGGACAAGGAAAUGAAAAAUAUCAACGACCUGAUCAAUCGCAGUGAGAAUGAGAUCGCCAAGCGCAAUCUCCUUAUCGAGCGCAAGCAGGGGGUUGUCAACCUGUUCAACAAGAAAAUGGAGAUGAUGAUUUCCCAGUUGGGGGGCCAAGAACUGGGACCCUUGGAAGUUGAGAUCAACAGGCUGACCAAGCAAAUAGAUGAAUACAACUCAGAGGUGAUGACACUGCAGAAGUACUGGCUCAGGCUGCAGAAAGAGCUGGUCAAACUGACCCACGAGCAGGAAGAGCAGCUGGCUUCCCUGGAUAUGUUGAAGAAACAGAUCACCAUCAUGCAACAAAAGAAAGUGCGCACUGAAAAUGAAAUCCAGCAGGAGAAGAACGAACAGAAAGACAUUGAACGCCACAUGAGGAAUAUGGCCAAUGACUUGAUGAAAUUCAACAUGUUAAUCAACAAGAACAGCCACAACUCGGAGGAGCUGCAGCAUGGCAACACCAUCAUGGAGAACGAGUUUGUCCGCUCGCUCAAGGCAGCAGAGAGAGAGUCAAUUGAGAUGCAGGAGAAGCUGGACCGACUGCAUGAGGAGAAAGAGAGACUCCUAAACAGCCUGGUGGAAGCAGAGCAUCAGAUCAUGCUAUGGGAGAAAAAGAUCCAGCUGGCCAAGGAGAUGCGUGCUGCAGUGGACUCAGAGACAGGGCAAGGCGAGAUCCGAGCCAUGAAAACAGAGAUCCAUAGGAUGCAGGUCCGCUACAGCCAGCUGACAAAGCAGCAGGAGAAGAUGAUUCGAGAUAUGGAGGCUGCUGUCUCCCGCAGAGAGACCAUCAUGAUUCGGGGGGAGGGUCAGAGCAAAAUGGAUAAGAAACAUUUCACCAAGAGCGACUUCCACCACAAGACACAGGAGCUGCGGAAGAAGAUCAAGGAAACCCAAAAGAAUGCUCAAGACUGCAACAGAACCAUCACAGAGCUGGAGAACACCCAGAAAUCUCUCAGCAUCAGCCUUCUGGAAAAGCAGCAGCAGCUCUCCAGUUUGCAGGCUGAGGCAGAUGUCCUUGAUGCAGACAUAGAGCGGCUUCAGGACCAGAAACGUUGGAACCUUUCAGAAAUCGUGGCCUAUCAGAAUCGUCAGAAGCAUCUGCAGGCAGUGAAGGACGGGAAGUAUACUCCACUCUGCCGCACCCAGCAAGCCCUGCAGAAGGAGCAGCGGAAACAGCAGGACCGGCUGCACACCAUUAAUGUCAUCAUCCAUCAGAUUCAGCAGGAGUAUCCUCAGUACCAGAGGGUGCUGUGCGGGCUCAGCCAGGCCCUGGACUCCAGGCUUGGAUCACAGGAAGCAGAAUAGAUAGAAGCACAGAGCCAGAUCUGAAUAAAGUAUCUUUUGACAAAUAUUUUCACAAAUAAAUACAGUAUAAGCUUUUA